Anolis sagrei ordinatus is the source of this 2148-nucleotide messenger RNA. RefSeq names its product chaperonin containing TCP1 subunit 7 (gene CCT7). Lineage: Eukaryota; Metazoa; Chordata; Lepidosauria; Squamata; Anolidae. The record is from RefSeq and is a predicted model, not a curated record. Gene Ontology annotation, cellular component: chaperonin-containing T-complex. Gene Ontology annotation, biological process: protein folding. Gene Ontology annotation, molecular function: ATP hydrolysis activity; ATP-dependent protein folding chaperone; ATP binding.
CCUCUUGGCUCCGCCCACUGAAGCGCCGGCGAAGCUUCUGGGUGCGCGCGGUGCAUUGUGGGCAGGGAAACCGUUAGCAACAGGGCGGCCGCCAAGAUGAUGCCCACACCGGUUAUUCUGCUGAAGGAAGGCACCGACACUUCCCAGGGAAUCCCUCAGCUUAUUAGUAAUAUCAGUGCCUGCCAAGUCAUUGCAGAAGCCAUCCGCACUACGCUCGGCCCUCGGGGCAUGGACAAACUCAUUGUUGAUGACAGAGGCAAAGCAACUAUUUCCAAUGAUGGUGCCACCAUCCUGAAGCUCCUUGAUGUGGUACACCCUGCUGCCAAGACCCUGGUAGACAUCGCCAAAUCCCAGGAUGCUGAGGUUGGCGACGGCACCACUUCGGUUACCCUUCUAGCUGCUGAAUUCCUAAAACAGAUCAAACCAUAUGUGGAAGAAGGUCUUCACCCUCAGAUUAUCAUCCGUGCCUUCCGUACCGCAACCCAGUUGGCUGUAGAUAAGAUCAAGAGCAUUGCAGUCACAAUCAAGAAGACGGACAAAGCGGAGUUAAGAGGCCUGUUGGAGAAAUGCGCAAGCACCGCCUUGAGCUCCAAACUGAUUUCCUCCCAGAAGGAGUUCUUUGCCAAGAUGGUGGUGGAUGCUGUCAUGAUGUUGGAUGAGCUGCUGCAGAUCAAAAUGAUUGGAAUCAAGAAGGUGCAGGGAGGAGCCCUGGAGGAUUCCCAGCUGGUGGCAGGGGUUGCCUUCAAGAAGACCUUCUCUUACGCUGGGUUUGAGAUGCAACCUAAGAAGUACCAGUUCCCCAGGAUUGCCUUGCUUAAUAUUGAGCUAGAGCUUAAGGCAGAGAAGGACAAUGCUGAAAUCAGGGUCAACACUGUAGAGGAUUACCAGGCGAUUGUGGAUGCAGAGUGGAACAUUUUGUAUGACAAACUGGACAAACUCCACAAAUCGGGGGCCAAGGUCAUCCUCUCCAAGCUUCCUAUUGGGGAUGUGGCUACGCAAUACUUUGCCGACCGGGACAUGUUCUGCGCCGGCCGAGUCUCCGAGGAAGACCUCAAGAGGACCAUGAUGGCCUGCGGUGGGUCCAUCCAGACCAGUGCAAAUUCCCUGACAGAUGACGUCCUUGGGCGCUGUGAGCUUUUUGAGGAGGCGCAGGUUGGAGGCGAGAGGUAUAACUUCUUUACCGGCUGCCCGAAAGCCAAGACUUGCACGAUCAUCCUGCGCGGAGGAGCAGAGCAGUUCAUGGAGGAGACGGAGCGCUCCCUCCAUGACGCCAUCAUGAUUGUCAGGCGAGCCAUCAAGAAUGACUCGGUCGUCGCUGGAGGCGGAGCCAUAGAGAUGGAGAUCUCGAAGUACCUCCGAGACUAUUCCAGAACCAUUCCCGGCAAGCAGCAGUUGUUGAUAGGGGCUUAUGCCAAAGCCCUGGAGAUCAUUCCACGCCAGCUCUGCGACAACGCCGGCUUUGAUGCCACAAACAUCCUCAACAAGCUCCGGGCCAAGCAUGCACAGGGCGGGAUGUGGUACGGCGUUGACGUGAACAACGAAGACAUUGCAGACAACUUUGAGGCCUGCGUGUGGGAGCCAGCCAUGGUGCGCAUCAACGCCCUGACAGCGGCCUCGGAAGCAGCGUGCCUCAUUGUGUCGGUGGACGAGACCAUCAAGAACCCCCGCUCCACAGUCGAUGCCGCCCCUGCGGGCCGAGGCAGAGGCCGGCCCCAUCACCACUGAGGGAAGGCCACACGUUGCCAGUAGCGCGGGAUACAGGAACCCUGUCUUUGCCACUUAGCUCCCUUUAAUUUGGCUUCCCCAUUUGAGCCAUUAAACACCAUUCUGGGGCUGUUUUUGUCCAACUUAUUGCCACUUUCUUAAUACAUGGAAACUGGGAAUGUCCUUCAAAAUUCAAGGCUCUGCCUACUCUUUUGAAUACUCAAAGCACUGAUAUGCUAGGGAGUUGCAGGUGUUCCUUUCUCCCCUCCCAGGUUGCUCUUUUGAGUAUUAUCCUGGAAGACUCAGCAUCCCCAGGAGCCUGCUAUGUUGGCAUAGAUUUUGAAUGUUCAGUGGGUUGGUUACUGGUGGUAUUUAUUGGUUUUUCUUUUCUACUGGAGAGUCAAAAAGUCAGGCGUGAACGCAAUAAAUAAUAAUUAAAAAGCA